Laetiporus sulphureus 93-53 is the source of this 1197-nucleotide messenger RNA. RefSeq lists its product as uncharacterized. The coding region runs from base 1 to 1197 and encodes 398 amino acids. Gene Ontology annotation, molecular function: Atg8-family ligase activity. Gene Ontology annotation, biological process: autophagosome assembly; nucleophagy; autophagy of mitochondrion. The transcript has 6 exons. NCBI's taxonomy places the organism in Eukaryota, Fungi, Basidiomycota, Agaricomycetes, Polyporales, Laetiporaceae. Gene Ontology annotation, cellular component: cytoplasmic ubiquitin ligase complex; cytosol. The record is from RefSeq and is a predicted model, not a curated record.
AUGCACGCCAUCCAAGUACGUGAGCUGCUGUCCAAGACGAGAUCUGAUGACUUACAUGCUCGAUUCCAGUCGCAAGUCUUCGCGCUACGCGAAUACCUAAGUCCUGUUCUGAAGGAGAGCAAGUUCAAGGAGCAUGGUCGCAUAACACCAGAGGAAUUCGUUGCUGCUGGUGACUUCUUGACAUAUAAGUUCCCGGUCUGGUCAUGGUCCAAGGGUGACGCAUCGAAGGCACGCGACUACCUACCAGCCGAUAAGCAGUACCUCGUAACCCGCGGAGUCGCCUGCCUCCGGCGCGCCACCGCCUUGGCUUAUACCGACGCAGACGAGGACGCAGAACGGCUGCUCUCCUUCGGAGAGCUGUCUUCCACGGGCGAUGAGACGGAUGAAUGGGUGGAGACACAUGCCGGUCGAGCCGCGAGACAUGAUGCGGCCAACGCGACGGACAUUGAAGACAUCCCUGACGCUGACGAGCUCUCAGGCGCGGACGGUAUGACCAACGCCAUGGGAAACAUGUCCCUGUCUGCGGAGGAGGUGCCCAACAUCAAUGAGAUCCCGGAUAUGGAUGACAUCCCGGACAUGGAGGAGGAGGACUUGGAAGCAGGAGACGAUGAGGCGACAGCUGCGCCGAAAGCCGCUGCUCCGGUGGCAAGAUUGACCGAGGCAAGUGAAGUUGAGGUAGCGAAGGACAACUUGCUCCAAGUGAGAACAUACGAUGUCAUGAUCACAUAUGAUAAAUACUACCAGACACCACGGAUCUGGCUGAUUGGCUACGACGAGAACCGCACGCCCUUGACGCCUUCGCAGAUAUUCCAAGAUGUCUCCGCAGACCACGCGUUCAAGACCGUCACCAUCGAGGCCUUCCCGCAUUCGACGAGCCUGCAGGCGGCGUCCGUGCACCCGUGCAAGCAUGCGAGCGUGAUGAAGAAGGUCAUCGAGCGCAUGAACGCAGGCGUGAUAGAGGAGCAGCAGGCGCAGCGCAAGGGCUCUACGUCCGGAGCCGCGUCGCCGAAGGACAAGCAGAAGAGGUGGCUCUUCCGGCGUGCGAGCGGGAUCGGGAAGGAGGAGAAAACGAUGGGCACACCGGUUGCAGAGGACGACGUCGAGGGCAUGCGGGUCGACUUCUACCUUGUUGUGUUCCUCAAGUUCAUCGCAUCUAUCGUACCGACGAUCGAGGUCGACUCGACGACGGCGUUCUAA